Messenger RNA from Caenorhabditis sp. 36 PRJEB53466, 684 nucleotides. Lineage: Eukaryota; Metazoa; Nematoda; Chromadorea; Rhabditida; Rhabditidae. The record is from the annotation of a GenBank genome assembly.
AUGACACUAUGCGGAUGGCCGACCGAAUGCACCGAACUCAGUUGCUGCGAGUCCUACAUCUUUAGGCUCUACCUCUUGAUAUUCACGUGAGAAUUCUCGGAACCUUUUUAGGAAUUUCAAUUUCAAUUCAAAUUUCAGUUUUGCAAUCGUGAUAGUUGCGGUGAUCGUGGCGGCGCUGUGGAUGCUCUUCGAGUUCCGACCCAACUACAGGUACCCGAUUACUUGAUUUACCUUCCAGAAGUUUGUUCCAGAAACCGUCUCCGCCGUCAGGACACUGAGGAGCAGCAGCGAAUCGAUCAGCGAUCAUUCGAGGAGACAAAGUACUUGCGCAGAUACUCAGAGCUCAAGUAAGUUACUGUCGGGCAAAAGGAUUACGGUAAGCUUCUACAGUACUGAACAGACCAUGACCUUACUUGUCUCUGAAUUGUAGCGAGUUAGAAGGAGCAUCCCAAUGGUAGGCCCGUUCCUUUCCAGGUUUGUCCCCUCAACUGUCAUGUCCCUUAGCCGCACUCAUUCUCUGCAUAAUCAUGUCAACUUCUACCGUAAUCUUUCCUUUCUCUCUUUCCGGUUCCUCGUCGCUUUCCUUGUGGUCGUGGUCCUUCAGAGUUUAGACCCUAGCCGCCCUGUUUUAAUAUCAAACUUUUCAGCCCUCUUCAAGCCAGACGCCAUUCAAUCGACAACUGA